AGGAAAAUUGAAGUGGGAUUCAUGAUGGGCUCUAUUUUAGUUUAAGAAGAUAAAAAUCAAAAGCACAAAAAUAAGAUGUGAAAUUAUGUAGCACAGAAGCUUAUUAAACAACUGAUAGCUUAAUUGGUCAACUGUUUAUUCCCAACUGAUAAUGAAUUUGGUCACACGCGAUCAAAAUAAGAAAGAAAUGUCGGUUUUGCUGGGAAUCACCGACUAUGUAGUGAUUAGUCUGAUGCUGGCCACAUCUGCGUCCGUAGGAAUCUUCUUUCGUUUCACCGGUGGACGACAAAAGACUACUGCCGAAUUUCUGAUGGCGGGAAAAAACAUGUCUGUUUUACCUGUUGCAUUUAGUCUGAUGGCCACUUACUUGUCUGCCAUCGGUGUUUUAGGCGUACCAUCCGAAACAUAUUUAUACGGUACGCAACUAUCAAUGUGGAUGGUUGGUGUCGUCAUUGGCGGAAUUAUUGCUUGCUACGGAUUUUUACCAGUAUUCUAUAAUAUGGAUGUCACUACGGCAUAUGAGUAUUUAGAAAAGAGGUUUGGUAAAACUACAAGGACCGUCACUUCUUUUUUGUUCACACUUCAGAUGAUAUUGUACAUGGCUGUUGUUUUAUAUGCCCCAUCUUUAGCGUUAAAUGCCGUUACUGGCAUUUCAACUUGGACAUCCGUGGUAUCUCUAGCUGUAGUUUGCACAUUCUAUUGCUCUUUAGGUGGUUUGAAGGCUGUUUUAUGGACAGAUGUCUUCCAGGCAUUUCUUAUGUUUUUUUCAGUUAUUGCUGUGGUUGUGAAGGGAGUUAUAGACUCUGGUGGUAUUAGUGAAGCAUAUAAUAUUGCAGAAGAAGGUGGACGGAUUAUUUUCUUUGACACAACUAUUGACCUAACGGCAAGAUAUACCCUAUGGAAUUCUAUUAUGAGUGGGGUAUUUUUCAGUUUAAAUACUUUUGGAACUAAUCAAGCACAGAUACAAAGAAUGCUCAGUGUUGGGGAUUUGAAAAAAGCAAAGAAAGCCUUACUCUACAGUUUGCCUCUUAUAGUAAUUUUUAAUGUGUUUUCAUUUUUGGAUGGAGUUGUUAUCUAUUCCAAUUAUCACGAUUGUGAUCCAAUGCUAGAUGAGAAUACGAAGUUGAAAUCCCCAGAUCAGCUGAUGCCAUAUGCAAUAAUCAAAAUGUUCUCACACAUUCCUGGCCUGUCCGGGCUCUGCAUUGCUGGAAUAUUCAGUGCUGCUCUCAGUACAGUUUCAUCAGCAGUAAACUCUUUGACGGCUGUGACAAUGGAAGAUUUCAUUCGACCUUAUUGCUUCUGCAAGCAGUUGACUGAGAAUUGGGCUACAUUAUUAGCAAAAAUUAUUGCUGUAUGUUUCGGUGGAUUGUGCCUGUUAUUGACUUUCAUUGUCGCUAAUUUCCGUGGAGUGUUAGAGGCUUGCAAUAUUGUUUUUGGAAUGGUUGGAGGACCUGUUCUCGGAAUUUACUUGUUAGGCAUGUUCAGCAAACGAGCCAACGAAAAGGGAACAUUGAUUGGAUUACUUGUAGGGUUUACAGUGAAUGCAUGGCUUGGAUUUGGUUCUUACGCAAUUAAAGCAAAAGUACCAAGAUUAAGUCAAAGCGUAACUGGGUGUCCUGUACUGAAUAUAAGUAUUACCGAAACAGUACUAAAUAGUACGAAAAAUUUGAUUGCCGGUGAGGUGAUUUCCACAACAGUCAGCACUGGCAUUGCAUAUUCAAGUUCAUUGGACGAAGAAAGGUAUAUAUUUCCUGUGUAUAAGAUCUCCUAUUUGUGGUUUCCUCUGAUUGGCACUCUAUCAGUUUUUAUAGUUGGCUACAUUGCAAGUUUUGUUACAUGUCUUCUUGAUGAGUCUAAAGAUAUUAAACCUGAAUAUUUUAGUCCUUUUAUUCGAAAGCUAUAUUUUAACAGUUCAAAAAAAUCAACGAAAAUAACAAAAGGAAGUAAAGGCGCAGAUGUAGAAAUGAAAGAAAUGAAUUCAAAAUAAUUGUUUCAUGUUUUGUGAUAUGCAAGAAGUCCAAUAUCCGUGUUCAAGUUCCAGAUCCACCUUAUGUGUUCACAAUUUUUCGUAUUCCCCUUUGUUAUUGUUUGUUUUAACAUAUAAAAUUAAAAUUAGAAAAUAAUUUAAAUAUAUA
Parasteatoda tepidariorum (common house spider) is the source of this 2135-nucleotide messenger RNA. RefSeq names its product putative sodium-dependent multivitamin transporter. The record is from RefSeq and is a predicted model, not a curated record. NCBI's taxonomy places the organism in Eukaryota, Metazoa, Arthropoda, Arachnida, Araneae, Theridiidae. Gene Ontology annotation, biological process: transmembrane transport; sodium ion transport. Gene Ontology annotation, molecular function: symporter activity. Gene Ontology annotation, cellular component: membrane.